Molecule: messenger RNA, 1009 nt
Organism: Culex pipiens pallens (northern house mosquito)
Lineage: Eukaryota; Metazoa; Arthropoda; Insecta; Diptera; Culicidae
Gene: e(r)
Product: enhancer of rudimentary homolog
Exons: 3
Coding region: 274-585 (103 amino acids)
Source: RefSeq, a predicted model, not a curated record
UCAGACAGAGAGCAAAGAGAACGCGAAUUUGCUUUUGAAAAAUAGUUGGAACUGUUUUUCGGGUUGUUUAUUCCGGGUUAAAUCGCACCAAAGCACCACAAUUUAGCGUUAAAAGUGUUCGCUUGACCAUCCCUCAAGGAAACCAAUCAGUAUUGCCGCAGGAAAGGUGUUAAUUCCGGUCGAAUUGGGUGGAUUUUGUUUGGAAAUUGCACCGGUGGAACGUAUCAACUAACGAACCAGAUUUUGAUAAGCAAGAAAGGGAAAGUAAACAAGAUGUCGCACACGAUUCUGCUCGUUCAGCCGGCCCGGAAUCCGGAGACGCGAACGUACAGCGACUACGAGAGCGUAAACGAGUGCAUGGAGGGCGUGUGCAAGAUCUACGAGGAGCACCUGAAGCGGCGCAACCCGAACACGCCCACCAUCACCUACGACAUUAGCCAGCUGUUUGAUUUUGUUGAUCAGCUCGCGGACCUGAGCUGCCUCGUGUACCAAAAGUCGACCAACACGUACGCGCCGUACAACAAGGAGUGGAUAAAGGAGAAGAUUUACGUGCUGCUGCGGCAAGCGGCCGGAACCACCCCGUAAAUCCGCCCACCUACCAACAAACCAACCUACACACACUCUCAAAUCUACUACUAAACGGACGAAUAGACGACGACGAGGACGACAAACCGACAAGAUUUUUUUUUUCAAUUGUCUUUCAAUUAACUUUGAAUCUUCUACUCAUACAACAAAGAAAUAAUGCUAUCCUGUUUUUGUUUCUUUUAAUUCUGAGUAAAAAUAAAUGAAAUGAGAGAGGGGGGAAAUGGAGCCAGAAUUCUUCUAAUUGAAACAUUACAAACUACGAAACCGCGACUUGGGGGAAAGGAAGAAGAGUGCGAAAGACAGACGCUUUUGUGUAUUUAAUUUACAGAUUAAUUUUAAAUGAUAAGAUUUUCCCGCCAUGAAGUGUAAGGCGAGCCAGCGAAAACAAAGUAAUAAAAUCAAAUAAAAAUAAUGAUCGAUAAAA